GGAAGGAAGGAAGCAGGCAGGCCGGUCGGCCAUGGGGUUCCCGUCGGUGUGCUACUGCGUGAUCCUCCCUCAGCCGCUCAUCCUGGUGCUGCAGCUGCUGGACCUGCUCCGGCACGCCGUCCUGCUCUGCCUCUCCUCGCUCGGGCUCGCGGCGCCGCCGGCCGCCGACGACCACCCGGCCUACGCGGCCCCGCCGCCGGCGGACCUCUGGGCGCUGCCGCCGCCGCCGUCGUCCCUGCAGUCGGCGGCGGCCGCGGCGCCGCCCCCGCCCACGCCGGCCGCCAUCAAGGCCCGCCUCCCCGCCGUCCGCUACGCCGACCUCCUCCGGGCCCGCCGCGCCCCGGCCCCGGCCGCGUCGUGCGCCGUGUGCCUGGGCGCGCUCGAGGCGCGCCACCGCGUCCGCGAGCUCGGCAACUGCGCCCACGCCUUCCACAAGGCCUGCAUCGACAAGUGGGUCGACAAGGGCCAGGCCACCUGCCCGCUCUGCCGCGCCCUCCUCCUCCCCGGCGCGCCCGACGCCGGCGCCGGCGAGCUCGCCGACGCCUUCUCCUCCUCGUCGUCCUUCUCCUUCUGAGAGCGCACGUCCGUCCAACCAAGAACCGAAGCCCACCCAGCCCGGUUGAGAGCCAGGUCAGUAACUUAACGAGCUCGGUGUCCAUAGCUACCUACCUACCUACCUACCUACCUAGCUGAUGCCCCCUGUCGUACGUCCAUCCAUGGAUCCAAGCAUAGCUAGCUUUCUUGGGAGAAAUGAAAUGGGGGAAGAGGAGGAGGAGGAGAGAGAAAGAAGAGAGAGAGGUGUCAGUGAGUGUGCGGUGGUGGAGUAUUAUUGGUAGGUGAGGCACUAAUUAUGAGGAGGACAGGGAUGGCUACCUGCAUUGGAUCUGGUGAAUGCAUAGAUCCAUCCAUCCAUCCAUCCACUCCACUUCACCCUUCUCUUCUGCUGCUCCAAUUCACUCUCUCUUUUUUUGUUAAUUUUUUUUCUUUUUUUUUUCUUUUUGAGGGCUUCCCUUGUUAUUGUUAACUUAAUUUGUGAGGGGAACCCAGAGAGAUGUACAUUGUACAUAGCUGCAUCCACUUGACAAUAUUGGAAGAAAUAAUCUGUCUCUCACAUGAUCACUCUCUUGUCA
This is a messenger RNA of Setaria italica (foxtail millet), 1130 nucleotides long. Its product is annotated as E3 ubiquitin-protein ligase RHA1B-like. The coding region runs from base 32 to 574 and encodes 180 amino acids. The transcript has a single exon. Lineage: Eukaryota; Viridiplantae; Streptophyta; Magnoliopsida; Poales; Poaceae. Gene Ontology annotation, molecular function: ubiquitin protein ligase activity. The record is from RefSeq and is a predicted model, not a curated record. Gene Ontology annotation, biological process: protein ubiquitination.